Molecule: messenger RNA, 1053 nt
Organism: Rosa chinensis
Lineage: Eukaryota; Viridiplantae; Streptophyta; Magnoliopsida; Rosales; Rosaceae
Exons: 7
Coding region: 80-787 (235 amino acids)
Cellular component (GO): nucleolus; small-subunit processome
Molecular function (GO): RNA binding
Source: RefSeq, a predicted model, not a curated record
GGGUCCAAAAAUCGUGACGGGAUAAAGGGAAAAUCGCGAACCCUAGAAAUCUCUCCGCCACCUUAAUCCGGACGACGAGAUGUCCUCGCAUACGCCCAUAGAAGAGCUUUUGCGUGUUGCGAAACGAGUUAACUAUCCACAAAUUAACUAUCCACAAACUGAUGCCAGUAUAAUCAGAACCCCCCCACCUGAUGGCGAGUUCGUCGCUUCUGAUCAAGUCUAUAGGUCUUUCUCUAGGUGGUUCACUGAAACCAAAGGACGAAGGUUGCAACCAUAUUUGACCGAGCUGACAGAUGCUCUCAAGGUGUAUGACAUUUCUUGCCAACUGACUGUGCAGCUUGACCAACACAGUGAGAUGACAUUCUCCACAAGCAACACAAACAGUGAAGCUAAUGUUGCCAGGGCUAGGAAAGCUCUUGAAUAUUUGCAAUUGAUGCCAUUUCUCUAUACUCCUGUGGUGAUAAAGUACAUCAAUGGAAGUUUUGCUGAAGACAUCCCGAUUGGGCAUCAGGAAGGUGGGCUUUGCUCAACAUAUAGAAUCGAAUCAGAGCAAUCUCUUGAGCGGAAGAUACUCCUCGCUGGUUCUUUACGGGACCUUGAACGACUGACGGGAUGUGAUAUUUGGCUGGGUGCGAACCGCGUUAUUAUUAUCGGUACAUUUGAAGGAUCAAGGCUAGCAAGGGAGGUUGUGGAAGACUGCAUCGUUCGUAAUAUGCCUCCUGCGCCCAAAAUCAGAGACCUCAUGACGAGUCUAGCAUCGCAGGAAUUCGAGACUCUGGGUUUAUGAAUUGUGAUUCUCGAGUGGAAUCUUAAAUCAUGAAUGUUUAUGGAUGAUAAUUAAGCUAUGCGACUCUCUACUUUUUUAUGUAAUAAGAAUGUGUGUGGAUGCUUUGAAACCCUUAUUUAGAUUAACCUACUCGGUAAGUAUUGAGAGUGGCUGUUACUAUUGGUCCAAUUAGGAACUUCUGUGUGGACUGUCACUGAAUAAGAUUCAUUUGUAAUGCAUGCUUUUACACUCCAUAAAUUAAUGUCCUUUUCAUUUCUAGUACUGAG